AUGUCUUUCCAUUUUAUUGCAGGGCUGCAAGCUCAGAGUGUCUUAGUCAAUGACACAGUCUCGGGGUUUAUCGGGACAGAUGUGGUCCUGCACUGCAGCUUCACCAAUCCACUCCCCAAUGUGAAGAUCACGCAGGUCACGUGGCAGAAAGCCACAAAUGGCUCCAAGCAGAAUGUGGCCAUCUACAACCCUGCCAUGGGGGUCUCCAUCCUCUCUCCCUACAAAGAACGGGUGACAUUCCGGAACCCUUCCUUCAAAGAUGGCACCAUUCAACUCUCUCGGCUAGAGCUGGAGGAUGAGGGAGUUUACAUCUGUGAGUUUGCUACUUUCCCAACCGGCAACCGGGAAGGUCAACUGAACCUCACUGUACUGGCCAAACCCACAAAUCGGAUGGAGGGCACCAAGCGGCCACUUAUCGCUAAGUCUGGCAGGACAGAAAAGAUCUUGGUAGCUACCUGUACCUCCUCUAAUGGGAAGCCCCCCAGCACUGUCACCUGGGACACCAAACUCAAAGGGGAAGCAGAGUUUCAGGAGAUCCGCAAUAGUAAUGGCACCAUCACAGUGAUCAUGCUGGUGCCGAGCCGGGAGGCCCACCGGCAGCAGCUCAUGUGCGUGAUCAAUUACCAGCUAGACCGCUUCACCGACAGCAUGACCCUCAACGUGCAGUAUGAGCCAGAAGUCACUAUUGAGGGCUUUGAUGGUAACUGGUUUCUCAACCGGAAGGAUGUGAAGCUGAUAUGCAAAUCUGAUGCCAACCCCCCAGCUCACACCUAUGAAUGGAAGCUGCCAAACGGGACUCUGCCAGGGAGUGUGGAAAUCCAGAACAACACCAUCUACUUUAAAGGACCUGUCUCCUACAGCAUGGCUGGCACCUACAUCUGUGAGGCCUCCAAUGCCAUUGGUACACGAUCAGGCUUGGUGGAAGUCAAUGUCACAGAAUUGCCCUACACCCCGUCUCCAAUCGAUGAUCGCAAAUCCAUGGUGCAGCCGAACAUCCCCACACCGGUGAUUGGGGGCAUAGUGGGAGGAGUCUCGCUGGUCCUGGUGGUGGCUGUGGUGCUCUUUGUGCUACUCCGGCGCCGGCGUCACACCUUCAAGGGUGACUACAGCACAAAGAAGCACGUGUAUGGCAAUGGCUACAGCAAGGCUGGCAUCCCACAGCAUCACCCUCCCAUGGCCCAAAACCUCCAGUACCCCGAUGAUUCGGACGACGAGAAGAAGCCGGGCCCGCUGGGCGGCAGCACCUACGAAGAUGAGGAUGAGGAUGCGGGAGGUGAGCGCAAGCUGGGUGGUCCCAACAAAUACGAGGAGGAUGCUAAGCGGCCUUACUUCACAGUAGACGAGGGUGAGGCACACCCUGAACCUUAUGACGAAAGGACACUCGGCUUCCAGUACGACCCCGAGCAGCUCGACAUAGCGGAGAACAUGGUCUCACAGAACGACGGAUCUUUUAUUUCCAAAAAGGAGUGGUACGUGUAGCUCGACACCUCAUUGCUACACACACACACACACACACACAC
Molecule: messenger RNA, 1520 nt
Organism: Antrostomus carolinensis (chuck-will's-widow)
Lineage: Eukaryota; Metazoa; Chordata; Aves; Caprimulgiformes; Caprimulgidae
Product: nectin-1-like
Biological process (GO): heterophilic cell-cell adhesion; protein localization to cell junction; homophilic cell-cell adhesion
Cellular component (GO): adherens junction
Source: RefSeq, a predicted model, not a curated record